Molecule: messenger RNA, 1104 nt
Organism: Beauveria bassiana ARSEF 2860
Lineage: Eukaryota; Fungi; Ascomycota; Sordariomycetes; Hypocreales; Cordycipitaceae
Product: KOW domain-containing protein domain-containing protein
Exons: 2
Coding region: 1-1104 (367 amino acids)
Biological process (GO): translation
Cellular component (GO): ribosome; mitochondrion
Molecular function (GO): structural constituent of ribosome; RNA binding
Source: RefSeq, a predicted model, not a curated record
AUGGACAAGAUCGCCCGGCGUGUGGCGCAGGCCCAGCGCUCCGCCAGUCGCAGAAGCCAACGAGUGGCGAGGCGGCAAAAGAUUCAAGCCUACUAUCGUGCCGACAAGGCGGUGACCGACGCCAAUCGAGAAAUCAUCAACAACAUCAAGGAUGCUAAACAGGCCAUGAAGGAGGACUGGGAGCUCGGCCCCUUGGCUCCCAAGCGCGAUCUGGGCUUCAAUAAGUACGGCGUCAUCACGUCCGCGAUCCGCCAAGACUGGAGCAACUAUGGCCAGAUCAAGUUUCGGCAGAAGCUUGCCGAACAACGCUGCGCUUGGGCCGGCGGCGCUCAUAUGCUGAAUUUGGUCCCGGGCGACAGGGUCGUCAUCUUUGAAGGCCACGACAAGGGCAAGAUUGACACCAUCAAGACGAUUCAGCCCGAGUCUGGCUCCCUCACCCUAGAAAAUUACAACCGAGCCAUGGUCGAGAGCAUGCUCGGCCAACCACCCCGCUCACAGCCCAUGCCCCUUUCCAUCGACUCGGUACGACUCGUAUACCCUCUGCCCGACCCCGUAACGGGCGUCAUCAAAGACACCAUCAUCCGCCAGCUCCGCGCCGUCCCACCGCGAAUGGAGUCGCCCAACAUGACCAUGGAGCGCUGGCGCUACGGCAACAAAUGGGACCGCAUCGUGCCCAGCCUCAACCGCAUCAUCCCCUGGCCCGAGACGCCCGCGCCCGAGUUUGCGCUGACGCCCAGCGACACGACGCGCGACCAGGUCGAGGAGCGCACUUUUUACUACAGCCUCGCCACGCCGCCCAUGCCCGACGGCGUCAUUGACGAGCUGCGCAACAAGUACUCCAAGUUCCGCACCAGGCACGAAAACUGGUACGUUGCGCAGAAGGAGGCCGAGGACGCGAACAAGAAGGCGUCCAAGGGCGACGCGACGCGCCUCAUGCAGACGCCGCUGGAAGAGUUCAACGAGAUGCAGCGCGCGAUCCGGGAUGCUGCUGGCGAGCCGGAGCUGUCCGAGGACAUGCUGGCCAAGAUUGGCGAGGUCAUGGCCAAGAGCAAGGCCGAGGUGCUGGAGAGGGCUGGCAUAUCAGAGGUUAAUUCCAAGCAGUAG